ACUUAAAUCAUUGCUAAGGGCAACGGGCGAUCUUUCAAUUCCGUUGUGUAAAUUUUUAAAAAUUUUAAAUACUGCGAAUUAACGAGCUUUGGAGUUGUCUUGGAAAAGGCACCACUAUCCCCCCACUUGCACAUAGAAGUUAUUUGGUUUAGAGCGACGAAAUUAAGCAAGAAAGAAACGUUGAAUACUUGCAAAGAUGGCUCAGAAACCUCAGAUCUGCGUUAUCGGAUCCCUCAAUAUCGACUUUGUCACAUAUGCCCGACGCUGCCCCGGACCGGGAGAGACACUGACAGGCUCCUCCCUUUCGAUCGAUGCAGGCGGGAAAGGCGCCAAUCAAGCGGUAGCAUGCGCUCGAGCGGGUUUCAUUACUGAGACUCAGCAAGACGUGGCCGUGAAAAUGAUCGGAGCGGUCGGUGCAGAGGAUCCCUAUUAUUCCUCAUUGCUGCGGCCCGCAUUGGAAAAGUCAGGGGUGGACACGACGGGCAUCGAGCAAAAGGCAGGGUGUCAAACGGGCUCGGCGACUAUCAUCGUGGAAGAAGGGGAGAAUGGAGAGAAUCGCAUUGUUGUUGUUCCCGGGGCGAAUCAUGAUGGAAUGAGCGAUGUUGAUAAAAUCCUUGCACUUGUCCAGACCCAGUGUCCCGCUUCUCCGCAAGUUGUGGUCCUACAGGGAGAGAUUCCGAGAUCGACGGUGGUGGGCUUAAUGCAACAUUAUAAUGAUCCUAAAAACCCGACCAACGUUGUCCUGAACAUUGCACCGGUGUAUCCGGAUGGCAUCCCGCUCAACGCCUUGGCUGGUACAGCCGUGUUGAUCAUGAAUGAAACAGAGACUAUUCAGAUGGCAGAGUCUAUCCCGAAUUUUCCGGCGAUAUCUCAAACCGAAGCCGAUUUGCAACCGGAGCUGCUAGCCCCGCUUUUCCACCAGGUGGCGAAGAUCCCCAUCGUUCUGAUUACACUGGGUGCAAAGGGAGUGUUCUUCUCAACGGCCACGGGUCGCCAUGGAUUUGUGCAGGGUGUGCGCGUCAAGAAUGUGGUGGACACUACAGCCGCUGGAGACACCUUUGUUGGCUACUUCUCGGCAGCGUUUGCGAAAUAUGCCGCCACGGGACAAACCCUCGAGCACUUCGACGCUUUAAUUGAGUCGGCCGUACAGGAGGCGAAUCAAGCAGCGGCGAUGUGUGUGCAGAGGAAGGGCGCGAUUGAGAGUAUUCCGUUUGCGUACGAAAUCAGAGACCAUCAAUGAUGCUGAGCAGCACGAGGGAUGAUAAUGAAUCCGGCCUACAUUAGCCCACUGUGUCUUCAUCAUAUUGUGAAAUGUCCCAGCCAGAUCGCAGGGUAUCGAUCUCGCAAUCUAACUUUAUUCCAGUGGCCAUAGUGAUAUUGCCUAGCUGCUUAAGCAAGAUCGAUUGCUGUGAUGCGUGGGUCAUCUCAGGUGCUACAGUGAGGAGGCUAACAAUCAGAAUGGGAUCCCAUUGCUCUUUGAAAUCGUUGCUUGCAGCGAGCCCCGCAAUAGCCUGAGCGUGCCAGAGCCGGGAAGCGAAACGUCUCGGGCCUGCCAGUUGUUUCAGCAGCCUUGGUUUGUGAUUAAGUAGGAGGAAUGAUGAGAUAUGGUAUACGGUAUUGGCGAGAAGUGCAAGAGGUGUCGUGUAAAU
Molecule: messenger RNA, 1649 nt
Organism: Aspergillus alliaceus
Lineage: Eukaryota; Fungi; Ascomycota; Eurotiomycetes; Eurotiales; Aspergillaceae
Product: ribokinase
Exons: 1
Coding region: 197-1240 (347 amino acids)
Biological process (GO): D-ribose metabolic process
Molecular function (GO): ribokinase activity
Source: RefSeq, a predicted model, not a curated record